Messenger RNA from Anarrhichthys ocellatus (wolf-eel), 2682 nucleotides. RefSeq names its product adenylosuccinate lyase (gene adsl). Gene Ontology annotation, molecular function: (S)-2-(5-amino-1-(5-phospho-D-ribosyl)imidazole-4-carboxamido) succinate lyase (fumarate-forming) activity; N6-(1,2-dicarboxyethyl)AMP AMP-lyase (fumarate-forming) activity. Gene Ontology annotation, biological process: 'de novo' AMP biosynthetic process. The record is from RefSeq and is a predicted model, not a curated record. The coding region runs from base 146 to 1591 and encodes 481 amino acids. NCBI's taxonomy places the organism in Eukaryota, Metazoa, Chordata, Actinopteri, Perciformes, Anarhichadidae. Gene Ontology annotation, cellular component: cytosol. The transcript is spliced from 12 exons.
GUGUCGUAAAAGAAACGCUCCUCCCCGUCCAUGUGAUGCUACAAGCUCCGAAGGCGGCGCGGCUACUUGCGGAAGCUAGCGUGUGUAGGUGAAGUUGCGGGACAGACUUUUGUGUUUUUAGCGAAAACCAAGUCGUCUCACAAACAUGGAGGAAGCUGAGGAGUUCAUGAAGUACCGUUCCCCGCUGGUGUCGAGGUAUGCCAGCAAGGAAAUGGCCUACAACUUCAGUGACAGGAAGAAGUUCACAACCUGGAGGAAGCUGUGGAUCUACCUGGCCAAGGCUGAGAAGGCUUUGGGUCUUCCCAUCACGGACGCCCAGAUUCUGGAGAUGGAGAGCCACGAAUUGGACAUUGACUUCGCCAUGGCGGCCGAGGAGGAGCGUAAGCUCAGGCACGACGUCAUGGCCCACGUCCACACCUUCGCACACUGCUGCCCCGCUGCCGCCCCCAUCAUCCACCUCGGUGCCACCUCCUGCUACGUGGGAGACAAUACUGAUCUGAUUAUGCUGCGUGAUGGGUUUGACAUUCUCUUGCCUAAGCUGGCCAGAGUCAUUGACAGACUGGCAAACUUUGCAGAGAAAUACGCUGACCUCCCCACGCUCGGCUUCACACACUACCAGCCUGCCCAGCUGACCACGGUAGGAAAGCGAGCGUGUCUCUGGCUGCAGGACUUGGCCAUGGACAUGCGGAACCUGCAGCGACCCCGCGAUGACCUGCGUUUCCGGGGAGUCAAGGGGACCACCGGCACCCAGGCCAGCUUCCUGCAGCUCUUUCAGGGCGACCAUGACAAGGUGGAAGAUCUUGACAGAAUGGUGACAGAGAUGGCUGGCUUCAAAAAAGCCUACCUGGUAACGGGACAGACUUACAGCCGUAAGGUGGACGUGGACUGUCUGUCCAGCCUGGCUAGUUUGGGAGCUACUGUUCACAAGGUCUGUACAGACAUCCGCCUGCUCGCCAACUUGAAGGAGAUCGAGGAGCCUUUUGAGAAAGACCAGAUUGGCUCCAGCGCCAUGCCCUACAAGAGGAACCCCAUGCGUGCAGAGCGUUGCUGCAGCUUGGCCCGACACCUGGUGGCGCUGUUGGCCGACCCGCUGCAGACCGCGUCGGUCCAGUGGCUGGAGAGGACGCUGGACGACAGCGCCAACAGGAGGAUCUCCCUGCCCGAGUCCUUCCUGACAGCUGACAUCAUCCUCAGCACCCUGCAGAACAUCACAGAGGGACUGGUGGUCUACCCCAAAGUCAUCGAGAGACACAUCCGCCACGAGCUGCCUUUCAUGGCCACAGAGAACAUCAUUAUGGCCAUGGUGAAGGCUGGAGGAAACCGACAGGACUGCCACGAGAAGAUUCGUGUUCUGUCCCAGGAGGCAGCAGCCGUGGUCAAGCAGGAGGGUGGUGAUAACGACCUGCUGGCCAGAGUCCAGCGAGACCCUUACUUCGCCCCCGUCCUGGGGCAGCUGGACACCAUACUGGACCCCAAGACCUUUAUCGGCCGCGCUCCCCAGCAGGUGACCAGGUUCCUGUCUGAAGAAGUACGCCCCAUGCUGGAGCCGUACAGGGCUAAGAUGGAUGUCAAGAUCGAGCUUGAGCUCUGAUACACACACACAAACACGCACUGAUACGAUGACUCGCACACAAGCUGAGGAAAGGAGACUUCAUCAUGGUGUGUGGCCAUGCUGAAUGCUCCACCUCAAUAAAGAACAAUCACUGGAUGAAUCAUCUUAAUUGUGGGGUUUUCAUUUCUGCCUACUGCAUUUUAAAUAGUUAAAAAAAAGAUGUGAUAUACUCAAAAUCAUACUUUAAAAAAAAUGAAAUAUAACUCAAACAGACGGUGAUUAAUGAUAUUGUGGUCAAAUGAUGUGAGUAAUGUUUCUAUUGACAAACAAACUCAGUAAAAAGGUCCCAAAAUGUUCAAACUGUCACUUAACUCGCGUUAGCUGAGAAGCUAUGACAAGUUUACCUUUUAGUGGCGCAGCGGGCUGUGUUCAUCUGUCACUUUCCUCCUCUUAACUUCCUGGUGGCGGUAUCUCUGGGGGGCGGGGACUAAUACGGCGCCCAGUCCACUGAUUGGAUGAAGGACUGAUGACGUCUUCUUCAGUUUAUUGGCGGACUACAAACCAACGUUUAAGGUGCAUACCUCCACCUACUGUAACAUCAUAACUUUAUGACAAUUGUCAUUUAAACACAAUACGGUUAUUAUUAAUAAAGCAAAUACUUCAUAUAGAAGUUAUAUUCACUAUUGUGUAUUUUAGUGUAUUGCUUUUAUAUAUGAUUUUUAAUGUAAAGUGUGAGUUUUAUGAAAAGCGCUAUAUAAAUAAAAUUUAUUAUUCUGGAUAUUAUUCUGCAUAGCGAAAAGCAAACUGCUUAUAAAAAUACAACACACCCGUCCCUGCUCAUGGAGAUCCCUCCAAAAUGCAAUAUACAUUUCCAUAACGGCCACAUAUACAGCAUGACAUUAUUCCCCGUUUCAUUGAGAUAUAUCUAUCUAUAUAUCUAUAUAUAACUCCGAAGCCCAACGUGGGGCUUGAACCCACGACCCUGAGAUUAAGAGUCUCAUGCUCUGCCGUCUGAGCUAGCCGGGCCUGGUACAUCAAAGAAAAGGUUGAGAGUUCGAAUCCCACCUUGGGUGAUAGUCUUUUGUACUGUGGACUUCUGUUCUCAGGGGUGGCCUUCAGUCCUGCAACAC